AUGAAUUCAUGGACUCUUUCCUUUUCGGAUUCUAAUUUAGAAUCCUAAUUUUCACAUGCUCACUAAAAUCAUGUUAGAAGAUGUUAAGAGAAACAAAAAUGGUUAAUAAUCGUUAUUUUAGCUCUUCUGAUGGUUGAAUAGGUUUUGGAAAAAUUUUGGAUAAGUGUUGCAAUCUGGUCUUUUUGUUUGUGUUUAUUAUUUAUUUCUUAUAGAUUUAGAAAUUAAACUAAACUCAUUGAAAAAGUAUUUUUCAUCACAAUAAUUUUAUUACUUGCCAUAUAUAAACAAAAUCCUAAAUUUUUUGAUGGUAUAUCAAAGGAAUAAUUCAAUAUCGACUCAGUGCUUACUACUUUCGCAACUUUUUGGUAUAUAUGUGAUUAACAUAGUUUAAUUAGAAAUUUUAAAAUUUUAAAGCAAUACUUAAUUUUAAUGAUCAUAUUUAUAUUUAAUAUGAUAAUUUAGUACAGAUAAGUUGAAGUAUCAGCUUUAACCAUUUUAUAAAAUCUUAUAUAUAUAGCUGUGAUUCUUCAACACAUGUAUUAGAAAGAAUAACAUAAAAGAAUUAAUUAUAUUGAGGACAUUAAUUAGGUUAAAAUUAAUGAAAUACUUUUUAAUUAAUUAAAUAUAUAAUUGUAUCGAGUUGCUUAUGAUACAUCAGCAUGUUAAUUGAUUCUUCUAUAAAGAAAUUUAUUAACUUCAAUAAAUUAAUCAGAUUAAAUAGAAUUUAAUAAUGAGAUAAGACAGAUUUAAAUAUAAAUAAAAAAGAAUAAAAGAAUUUCAGAUUAAAUUUUGUUCAAUUAAAUUAAUUAAAAAAUGACUUUGGAGUAAUUUUUGAUUUUGAUUCUAAACAAAAAGUCUAGCAAAUUGACUUAGGAGGUUUUGAAUCAAAAUGAAUAUUAAUUAGUAGGUGUUAUAAAUUUAGGGGAUUUUUAGAUUUAUGUACAUAGAACAUUUUAUAUUAUGCCUAGUGUAAUAAUAAUAAUAAAGAAAAAUUAUAAAGAACAUUAAAUUGAGGAAUUGAAAUUAAAAAGAGACACACUUAAACGUGGAUUGGAUUUCGUUCAAGAUAUAUUUAUGACAAAUAUAAAACCUGUAUUGAUUUACUAUACUUGGAUUAAAAACCAUUCGAACAUUUAGAAAGAUGCUUAAAAAAUAAAAGUACUACAUAAAAUAAUAUAAGCUAAACUUUACAAAGCCUAACAUGAAUAUUAGAAUUUAAAAGAUUUUUUUCAAAUAAACAAAUAGUUUUAAAAAACCAUUAUUCUAUCAUUUGCAAUUGAUAAAAUUAUGUAAUUUAUCAUAGAUGUUGUCAGUGAUAAUUUGAUGAAUAAAAAGAAUCUGAGGAUACAAUUUAUAAAUAAAUUGCAAUAGAAAGAAAUUAAUCAAGAUUAAGCUUAAUUUAUUUAACUAUUUUUCAAUUUGUUAUUUUUUAUAUCUGAAAAAUCAGAAGAUAUUAAAAUAACAAUAAAAGAUUUUAUGAUGCCAGAAAUGUUACAUCAAAUUCUGUAAGUAAAGAUUGAUUAUAUUGGCAACCCUAUUUCUAGAUAAUUUUUAUAGAAAUUGCCAAUAAUCAAUCCUUAAAAUUUACAAGAUUAUAUUGAUAAUAGUAGUGGAACAUUUAGUCUUGAUUUGCCUAUAGCUUUGAUGAUAAUAAGAAAACUUGGACCUUAGGAUAAGUUAAUCUGGAAAUAAAUCAAUAGAGGCGAAAUUUCUUUAGAGUUUUAUCUUUAUAGAAAUCUUCCAAGUGAUCUUCAUCUUUUACCUGUAAUCUCUUUAAAACCUCAUAAAAAUAUUAUAUAUAAAUCUAGCCAAACUAGAAGAAAGACUUUAAUAUAUGAUCAUGUAUAUGAAACUGUUCAUUUACCUGCAAUGUAAACUGAUAGAGAAUUAUUAUGA
Paramecium sonneborni is the source of this 1896-nucleotide messenger RNA. The record is from the annotation of a GenBank genome assembly. Lineage: Eukaryota; Ciliophora; Oligohymenophorea; Peniculida; Parameciidae.